Molecule: messenger RNA, 1698 nt
Organism: Chrysemys picta bellii (western painted turtle)
Lineage: Eukaryota; Metazoa; Chordata; Testudines; Emydidae
Source: RefSeq, a predicted model, not a curated record
GUGCCUGGGGAGGGGGAGCACGCAGCGGGAGGAGCAGCCGCAGGCGGAGCGGCCCCGGGACCAGCCCCCCCUGGUGCGGGAGGAGGGGACUCCCGGGGCACCUGCAGCCGGCGCGCGGGCAUCGCUACCUUCCAGCCGCUGCAGCAGCACCGCGCAGGGGGGUCUGGGGGCCGGGCUCUGUGCAUGCAGCCGGUGGAGUGGGGAGCCGACCCCCGCCGGUUGGUGCAUGCCCGCUGCAGGCGGGCGCCGAUAACCCGGGCCCAGCGCAGUGGGGAGCUGGCGGCCGGUGCAUGCGGCAGGCGAUGCCCGCCGGCCGGGGGCUGAGCAAGACGGCGCUGGUCCCCGGCGCGGUGCCCCGGCCGAGCGCCCCCCAGGCCGCCCCUCGCCAUGAAGCGGCAGAACCUGCGCACGGUCUCGCUGAUCCUCUGCAUCUUCUCCUACCUGCUGGUGGGCGCCGCCGUCUUCGAUGCGCUGGAGUCGGAGGCCGAGAGCGGCCGCAGGCGGCUGCUGGAGCAGAAGCGGGGCGAGCUCCGCAGGAAGUACCGCUUCUCGGCCGACGACUACCGCGAGCUGGAGCGGCUGGUGCUGCAGGCCGAGCCGCACCGCGCCGGCGGGCAGUGGAAGUUCGCCGGCUCCUUCUACUUCGCCAUCACGGUCAUCACCACCAUCGGAACAGAAGCAGAUCGUCUCCAGCACUCACUCAGCUGCAGACUGAGAACCCCACGCACCUGAGACAGCCAGGAGCCAGGGAUACUCGCUCUGGGGACUUCACUAUAAUCUGUAACUGAGCUCACUAAAAGAGGGGCCUUCUUUGAGGGAAAGUCUGAUGCACCCAUACCUCCCUGCUGCUCCCUCUCUGUCUCUUUUCUACACAACAGUACUUGGGAGGCCAAAGGGCUUGAAAAUGGCAUUCAUACCCAGAGGACAGUGCUUCAGGCCCUAGCUACCUUCCCUUCCUCCUGAUCCCACGGCAGUAGCUGAAUGUCAUUGGGGAUCAAUGCACUUUUACAGCCCGCUGCGGUGAUGGGAACUUUAAGGUGAACGAUGCCGUGUCUUGAAACUGACACAGGCGUUUGGUAGAAGUUGUUCACUUGAAGGGAUUUUUGUUCCUGAUGCACUGGUGUCAGAAGUGAAAUUUAUUGACAGAUUGCACUGAUUCUCUCCUGCAAUGGAUCCCAUGAGAUGGGGAAGGAGCCCUAGCUUUUCCCACCAGCUGGGCCUGCUCUCAUCUGAGUGAAGGGUCUGAAGGCUUCUCAGCUUUCUGCCUUCAGAGAGGUGCAGAACAGAUCACCUUCAGAGUGUGGCCACAGCUGGAAACAGGACACCAGACAUGGGGGAUUCAGUGAGUCCUCUGAGGUGAUUCAGUGCUCUGAGGUGAUUCAGAGAGUCCUCUCUUAGAUGCCCAGCUGCUGUGUCGUGCUCAUGUAACGCUGACAGACCCCGGUCAUCGGUGGGCAGGACUGAACUUGGGACCUGUGGAGCCUAGUGUAUGAGCCUUUACUGCAUGAGCUAAAAGCCACCCGGCUCUUAGCUAAGGCUGUAGCAAACUCAUUCAUCUCUAAGGUCUAGUUUACACUGGCAACGCUAACGCGCUUGUGUGGUCACGGCUCUAAAAAACCCACCUCCACGCCGGGUGUAGCUCCUAGCACUGGGGCACUGUUUACACUGGCACUUUACAGCGCUGCAACUUGCUGUUCU